This is a messenger RNA of Meriones unguiculatus (Mongolian gerbil), 3836 nucleotides long. RefSeq names its product autophagy related 12 (gene Atg12). Lineage: Eukaryota; Metazoa; Chordata; Mammalia; Rodentia; Muridae. Gene Ontology annotation, biological process: autophagy of mitochondrion; autophagosome assembly; nucleophagy. The transcript has 4 exons. Gene Ontology annotation, cellular component: Atg12-Atg5-Atg16 complex; cytoplasm; phagophore assembly site membrane. The record is from RefSeq and is a predicted model, not a curated record. The coding region runs from base 293 to 718 and encodes 141 amino acids.
CGCGUCCGGGCCGAGCCAACCCGCCGGAGGGGGUGCGUGCUCACCAGGCCGUCCUGCGGGUGCUCGUCGCGGAAGCGCUCCCGAACUCGCCGCGGCCAGAUGGACAGUGGCUACUGCAUUAGCUACGGAGUCUCCAGCGGGCGAUCUGUAUGCACUGCUCUCCAGACACCCCGGAGUUCUCUGUUGACCCCGGUCGCACUCCUGCCCGCCGCCGGCUGAGGCGCUUCGUGGAGCAAGGCCCAACCCCUGCACGCCGCUACCUCACUUCCGCCAUUGAUCUCAGCCAGCGAAGAUGGCGGAAGAUCCAGAGGCUGUGCUGCAGCUUCCUUCUUCAGCGGCUGGGGCCGGCGGCGAGAGCCUUUCGGAGCUUUCCCCAGAGACAGCCACCCCCGAACCCCCAUCUUCGGCCGCAGUCUCGCCGGGCACGGAGGAACCUCCCGGUGACACCAAGAAAAAAAUUGAUAUCCUGCUGAAGGCUGUGGGAGAUACCCCUAUAAUGAAAACAAAGAAAUGGGCUGUAGAGCGAACUCGAACCAUCCAAGGACUCAUCGACUUCAUCAAAAAGUUCCUUAAACUUGUGGCCUCGGAACAGUUGUUUAUUUAUGUGAAUCAAUCCUUUGCCCCUUCCCCAGACCAAGAAGUUGGAACUCUAUAUGAGUGUUUUGGCAGUGAUGGUAAACUGGUCCUACAUUACUGCAAAUCACAGGCAUGGGGAUGAGCCACAAAAGAACAACUUGAUAUUUUCACAGAAGAAAAAACUCAGAGAAAUUUUGAUGCUGUGGGGAGAGACUUAAUGGCUAUCAAAUAUUCAGCAUGAAUCUGCUCUGACUUACGUUUAUGUGUAAGAAAACAUCAUAGAGUAAACAGACUAAAAAUAAGAUUUGUGUUACCAUAAAAUCAUCUUAAAAAUUGACAUUAGAGUAUGCCCAUCACCCCCACACAUUCCUGUUUGAGAUCUGCCUCCAAGAUUGGAAAGGAGACUGGAAUUCUGUAUUUAUUGCAGGUUCUCAGGAUGACAAGUUAUUUACUGUAGAAUUGGUACUGUGUUGUUUCCAUGGUAAAAUCCAGUUUACUAGAAUUGGUACUGUGUUGUUUCCAUGGUAAAAUCUAGUUUACUGAAGGGUUUGAAUUUUGAGGUAGUUUUGCUUUUUAACUUACUGGGGAAGCCUGUUUCUUUGGAAUAUGGAAUGUUUACAUUUAUCUGUGUUGCUUUGUAAAACCAAGUGCACUGAUUUGUCUCGCUACCUUAGGUUGUCCAGUAGAGGGCAGCCCAGUUGGCAAAAAGGUUUCACAGUUCUGACAUCUUUGCCAGAGUGGAAGAAGGACUGUUGAACCUAAUUUCUAGUUAAUGUGUAAUCAGGAGAGCAACUGUGUUGACAGACUAGAAGGAUGUGCAUAGUUUAAAAUUAAUCAAGCUGGGAAACAGUUCCAUUUAUUGUACCCAAAUGAGUCCUCAACUCUUAAGUCCUGUCAUUUAUGAUUCUUGAGCCUCAGCCCAGGCAUUGUAAUACACACUUGUAAUCUCAGCGCUCAGUAACCCUAGGCCGGAGACUCAGGAGUCUAAAACCAGACUGGACUGCAAAAGAACUUUUCCCAAAAAGAUUCUUGAGCCCUACCCUGUGUAUUCCACUGUCACUUACCUGCGUCAAAGAAGCUGACUUGGUACAGCAGGCAACCUCAUCAGGUUUACCGAUUGACCCCGCCCUCAUUUCUAACGUCUGUGAAUUUUAGUUUGUGUUUCUGCAAUGCUGGGCAUCAUUCCAGUGUCUUGUACACUCGAGGCCAGGGCCCUGCUGAGCUCCAUCUCUAGCACUCAUUGAGUGCUUCCUAAUGUGUGCUCCAAGUUGAAAGCAUUCAAAGCUAAUGAUUGAAAAAUAGCCUCCAAUUUUGUGUGUAUUCCAUGCCAUCACAAAAAAAAAAAGAGUAUAACUAUCACUGUGCUGAUAGACUGGUCACUGCUUGAAGUAAGAUUUAAAUUUUUCCUUACAUGUGUUAUAUGUCUUUUUGUUUUAUUUUUUGAGACUGGGUCUUACUAUGUAGAUCUGCCUAGUUGGAAACUCACAGAGAUCUGUGUGCCUCUUGAGUGCUGAGAUUGAAGGUAUGGACAACCUUGCCUCGUUCCAUAUGUGUCUUAAAGAUUUCCAGCUAGAACUAGACAUGGCAGUGCAUACUUAACUUAGCAUUCAGGAAGCAGAAGAAAAAAAGACGGAAAGUUUAAGACCAGUGUGGACAACAGAGUGAGAUGGGAUUACAGGAUUUGAAGUAUGUAAGAAUUCCAAGUGUUUGCUUGCAAAGGUGAUGAUAGAAAUGUAUUUCUCAUCAAAAAUAUUUGAGGACCUGUACUACCCUUGUUUUUGUUUUUGCGGUAGGCUGUGUCACUCAGGUUGACCUGAAACUUGUGACUAACCUGCCUCAGGCUCCUGGGUGCCAGGCUUACAGUUGUGCACCACUGCACCUGGCUCAUUUUUAACUCUUAAACCCUAGAGUGUGCUUUAGGGCAGUACUCAGCCAUGUGAACCAUGAAAGAUGCUGUGUAACCACACAGUACAGUGCUGUCUAUUUCUUGUCUUCUGCCCAAGAAUGUGAGUUCUGAGCAUCCCCUUUAUCAGCACCCUUGGAGUGAGUUAAUGCAGGUAAUAGUUUACAGAGGAGUGAUAUGGACAGAGUUACACAGAAUACAGGCUUAGAAAACACCUUUCAUCUUGAAAGCUGGGAAGUACUGAUUUUUGAGCACUGUCAAUUAGAUAGGGGAAAGAUUUGUUCCAGCUUUGCCCAGUAAGAGGUUACUGAAAGAACAUAACGGUAGAUAUCUAACAGGAAAAAACAUGUUAAACUUAUUGUUUGCUGAUGCUUGUUUGAGAUGACAGAAUGCUUAUUACCUCUAUGAAAUCAAAAAUAAACUUGAGUUUAAGUCUGUAACAUUUUUACAGGAAUAACUUACUGCACAUCAAAUCAAAAGUUAACUAAAUAUUUAUACCUUAUUUGUUUUCUUCCACCAGUAGCCUUGAGGACUGUAUAGGGCUGUCUAGGAGUCUAACACUAAGAAAGUUUUAUCAAACUGUUUUACAUUGUCUACUGGUCUUUGCCCAAAUAAUUUUCAGCACUGAUGUUAUAACACUUGUAAGCUGGGAGCCUGUGAGUGAUGAAAUGACUGAACAGCUUAAAGUAUUUCAAGUGCAAUUGAAAUUUAGGAGGGAAGAGGACUGACCCCUUAGUUUGUAUUUUCACUUUUCCAUGUGUAUGACAAGUGUAAUGUCACACUGUCUCACUGGGCAGAACCAUGGCAGUACACAAAGUACACAUGACCUAUGUAGACUAUCCCACUCCUCUUAAAAUUAUGUAUGCUAGGGAUUGCAUAAUGAGAUUUUUUACUAUUUAGGACAUAAAGCAAAUUAAAGAUUGAAUUAUCACUAAUCAAAAUAAGAUUGGAUACUUCCUGGAGUCUGAUUUCCUUAGACAUUUUAACCUGAAAGGGUUUCUAAUGGUCAUGUUCUCUAACCAGAUGAGAAAAUUGAAAAUUGUAAACUCUGCCUGCAGUUACAGAACAUUAGUCCAUCAGUUGCUUGUGUGACUUACAGUAGGGCCGUAUUAUGUACAGCAGGAAGGCAGAAAUGAGAAUGACUUGUUAUGAAGCUUCCGCUUCAUAGUCCGCGUAUAUGCUGGAUAAGCUUUGGUCACGAAGAAAGCCAAUUGCAGGCCACCUAAUGACAGGAGAACUCAGGUUUUGUCCUGCUAAAACUCCCCUCCAGGGAUUCAUGAACACCUUCAUUCCUCCCAGCCCUGACUCCUUCAUUACCUUUCAGUAAUUAAAAGCAAACUUUGACAUGUUGUGAGAA